Molecule: messenger RNA, 237 nt
Organism: Opisthorchis viverrini
Lineage: Eukaryota; Metazoa; Platyhelminthes; Trematoda; Opisthorchiida; Opisthorchiidae
Exons: 2
Coding region: 1-237 (78 amino acids)
Source: RefSeq, a predicted model, not a curated record
AUGGCGAGGGAAUGUUCAUCAGCACCAUACUUCUGCUUCUUCUCAUUCCACACUGUCACUGCACGCACAUCCGAGACUAUGCUGACGACGAUUACAGUUGCACGGCGAUCUCGAACAGCGAUUAGGUCAGGUUUGAUGAACGACGUAGAACACUUGCCACAUUCCUCACACGUGAACCCAACGAGUCUCUCCUGUGUACUGGUUGGAACUGGUGCGGAGGCGCCAGAUGAUUCGUAG